AUGUCGUCCUUCACUUCGAUCCCGAUCCUGGACCUGGAGCUGGCGCGGGACCCGGCGACCAAGCCCGAGUUCCUGGAGCAGCUGCGCUAUGCGCUCAUGGAGGUCGGGUUCCUGUACCUCAAGAACGUGGGCAUCCCGGCCGAGCUGUUCCAAGAGGUCAUCAUAAAGGGCAAGACCUUUUUCGACAUUCCGUUGGAAGAAAAACUCAAGAUUGAGAUGAAGAACGCGCCGUCCUUCCUGGGCUACUCCCGCCUGUCGGCUGAGAUCACGGCCGGCGAGGUGGACCACCGCGAGCAGAUCGACCUGUCGACGGAACACCCCGUGCCGGCGCCGGGCUCGCCGCUCUACCGCAACCUGCUCGCGCCGAACCAGUGGCCGUCCGAGGCCAGCUCGCCGGGCUUCCGCGCCGUCUACGCCGACUACAUGCGCCGCAUGGGCGCCGUCUCCAUCUACUUCACGUCGCUCAUCGCCGAGGCCAUCCAGCUGCCCGCCGACGCCUUCGACAAGUACUUUGACGCGGACCAGCAGCACAAGCUCAAGAUUGUCAAGUACCCGGACAUGGCGGAGCUGGGGCGCGCGGCUGGCGGCGGCGGUGGCGAUGAUGUGGCAGGAGAAGGAGGAGAGAAGGAGGCGGCGAAGCAGGGCCAGGGCGUCGGCCCGCACAAAGACAGCAUGCUGACGUCGUAUCUCCUCCAAGCGACGGCCCACCGCGGGCUGCAGGUGCAAAACGUCGAGGGCCGGUGGAUCGACUGCCCGCCGAUCGACGGCACGCUCGUGGUGGCCAUCGGGCAGGGCAUGGAGGCGCUCACGCAGGGCGUCUGCGUGUCGACGACGCACCGCGUGCUGAGCCCCGCGGCGGGCUCGGGCGCGCGCUUCUCCAUCCCCUUCUUCCAGGGCGUGCGGUACGACGCCGACUUCGACGAGCUGGAGACGGUGGGUGUGGGCGCUGUGCCCGACGAGGUGCGCGAGCAGCGACGGCGCGUCGUCGAGCGCACGGGCGGCCGCGUCGACGACGUCGAGUUCACGUUCCGUAAGGGCGCCGUCGCAAAGACGCUCGGCGAGGCGACGCUGCGCAACAGGGUCAAGAGCCAUCCCGACGUCGGCGAGCGCUGGUACCCGGACAUACUGCGCGCCAUCCGCGAGGAGCAGGCUCGCGCGCUGUCCAAGCAGGCCUCCGGGGAGCACCAGGUGCCGUCCACGUCAACGGGCUUGCCGCAGCCGGUGGUGGAAGCUCAUUGA
Messenger RNA from Purpureocillium lilacinum, 1239 nucleotides. RefSeq lists its product as uncharacterized. The record is from RefSeq and is a predicted model, not a curated record. Gene Ontology annotation, molecular function: 2-oxoglutarate-dependent dioxygenase activity. Lineage: Eukaryota; Fungi; Ascomycota; Sordariomycetes; Hypocreales; Ophiocordycipitaceae.